GAACAACAGUCCAUUCUGUCUCUGUGAGGAGACUGCUGUUGAUUUUGACCAGUUGUUUAUAUUGUUUAACGUUUCACAAGUUUUCAUAGAGACAGAUGUAAUAAGGUCAUUCAAUUAUACAACCACCUUUCUGAUUAGAAGCUGAAGACUACAACAGCCAUGUUGGCAGAAGCUGGAUGUGUGUUUAUGGGUUUGAUCCUGUACAUCUCAGGAGUUCAUGGACGAGCAAACAGCAUCUGUGCUUUAAAAGGUUCAUCAGUGGAUCUGCCCUGCUCAGCUCAACGUCCCACUACAACCAUGAAGUGGUACACUGUACACCAGGAACGAUCUAAAGCUGUUCAGACGGAGCUCUCUCCAGAUGAAAAUCGUGUGACGUACAACAUGUCUGCAGAGAGUAACUUCACUCUAACAAUCAAAGAUCUGAGAGAGAGCGAUGCAAAAGAUUACUGCUGCAGAGAGACUACUGACGACCCAGAACUCUGCUGGAACAACAAAACUGAGCUCCAGGUUUCAGACCUGCAGGUAAAGGUGAUUCCUGCCACAGAGGGACAGACAGUGACACUGAUGUGUAGCACCAGCUGUCCUCUGACUGAAAACCCUGCAGUCUACAUCUGGUACAAGAACAGAGAGUUCCUCUAUCAGGACUGGUCUCCCUGGUACCAACAGCUGGUCAGCAGUGAGGAAGCAGUCACAUACUCCUGUGCUAUCAAAGGCUACGAGGAUCUCAGAGCCCCUCAAGUCUCAGUGGAUUCUGUCACGUCGACCUGCUUCAGCGUGACCUAUGCUAAAGGGAGAAUGUGUUCUUAUAAGACGACAUCAGAGGAAGAGCCCUGCUCCAUCACAUAUCCCAGAGGUUACGUUCCCAAAAAACACAACUCUCACCCCACCUCUUCUAAACCCUUUAAAAUCAUAGUUUCUAUGAGAUCUAUUUCCCAAUGGAAGAUUUAUUUUGUAUUAUAUCUCUUCUUUUAUCUUUGGUGAUUUUUAUAUUGUUACAAGCACAAU
Perca fluviatilis (European perch) is the source of this 1005-nucleotide messenger RNA. RefSeq lists its product as uncharacterized. The transcript has 4 exons. NCBI's taxonomy places the organism in Eukaryota, Metazoa, Chordata, Actinopteri, Perciformes, Percidae. The record is from RefSeq and is a predicted model, not a curated record. The coding region runs from base 160 to 981 and encodes 273 amino acids.